Cylas formicarius (sweet potato weevil) is the source of this 1042-nucleotide messenger RNA. RefSeq names its product mitochondrial 2-oxoglutarate/malate carrier protein-like. Gene Ontology annotation, cellular component: mitochondrial membrane. Gene Ontology annotation, molecular function: succinate transmembrane transporter activity; antiporter activity; oxaloacetate transmembrane transporter activity. Lineage: Eukaryota; Metazoa; Arthropoda; Insecta; Coleoptera; Brentidae. Gene Ontology annotation, biological process: succinate transmembrane transport; mitochondrial transport; malate transmembrane transport. The coding region runs from base 86 to 985 and encodes 299 amino acids. The transcript is spliced from 2 exons. The record is from RefSeq and is a predicted model, not a curated record.
UGACAGCCACCGUCACUGUUUUUCAAAUUCACGUAUUCGUUUCGCGCACCAAUAUCAAAAGUUGCCCAAAUGAGACCUAUCCGAUAUGGCCGCUCCGGAGAAACGUAUCCCCACCCCGUACAAAUUUCUAUUCGGAGGGGGAGCCGGGUGCUGCGCGGUCCUAUUCGUCCAUCCGCUGGAUCUUAUGAAGAACCGCAUGCAGAUGAGCGGCCUGGGAGUUCGCACCAAAGAGCACCGUACCACUUUUCACCUCAUGGUCCACAUCAUCAGGAACGAAGGGUUGCUCGCCUUGUACAACGGCUUCACCGCGGGUUUGUUCAGACAAGCGACCUACACCACCACCCGUUUGGGCGUGUUUACAUGGUUGUUUGAUGUGUUCACCGUCGACGGUCAAACGCCCGGGUUGUCACUUAAGGUGGGGCUCGGAAUGGUGGCAGGAUUAUGCGGGGCUAUCGUCGGCACACCGGCGGAAGUCACAUGGAUCAGGAUGACGUCGGACAAUCGAUUGCCGCCGGAGAAGAGAAGGAAUUACAAGCACGUUUUCGACGCCCUGAUACGUAUCAAACGCGAGGAGGGUAUCAAGACCUGGUGGAGGGGAUUGGUGCCUACGAUGGCCAGGUUCGUGGUCGUAAACGGAGCUCAGCUUUCGAGCUACACACAAUCGAAACAGUUACUCCUCGAAACCGAAAAGUUCCGCGAGGGCAUCCUGCUCCAUUUCUGCGCGUCCAUGAUAGCAGGCUUCGUCACCAGCGUCAUCAGUUUGCCCGUCGACAUCGUCAAGACGAGGGUCCAAAAUAUGGCGAGGAUCAACGGCGGUCAAACUAAUCCCAUCCCGAUCGUGACGGGCAUUUUUAAGAGCGAGGGUAUACUGGCCUUCUGGAAGGGAUUCACCCCUUAUUACAUGGGCAUCGGUCCUUACACCGUGCUCAGUUUCAUAUUCCUAGAGCAAUUCUACCGGGCAUAUAGGAAGUACUCCCGCGACUGAGUGUGCGUUUGUGCGUAUAAUAAUGUGCCGUUCGGGUAUAUAUUUGUCUAAAACUAA